GCUUAAAAUGUGCUUAUCAAAUAUGAAAUUUAUUCAUGUCUUCUAUUUGAUAUUGUUGAUUACGUCGGAAAUCCGAACGGAUAAUGAAAUGAAAAUGACUGCAAUAAAAAAAGAUCUAAUCUGUGAAAGUCUCAAGAAUAAUAAUAACACACAAUUCAAAAUACUUGCGAUUGGAACAACAUCAGAACGAAUAUUAUUGAUAACAAAGGAUUUCUUUGUGUAUGAUGUCCCAAUCAAUUACUUGGAACGUGAUAAAUUAUAUCUACCAACAAAGCCAACACCAAUCAAAAAUAAAUAUCCAAUUCUGUUCAAGAAUAAAAUCUUUGCUGAUAUUCGAACAAUGGUUAAAAUUGAUAAUGCAUUUAUAAUAAACGAUGGAAAAGAUGAUUGGAUUUUUUUAACUUCUGAGGAAUCAAAACUCCAUUAUAACAUCGACACUUCUGAAGUGUUUGGUGAAUCGGUCCCAUCUGAUAAGAAAAACAAAGUUUUUGUUUCAAGCGACAAGCCACGCCAUUAUUAUUCAUUAGUUAUUAAGGAUAAUAAUUUGUACAUGAAUAUUGAUCGAUAUGAUGAUGAUAGUAAUUUUAAGAAUAUGUCAAUCAUACCUACCGAAGGAAGUAAAUAUUUAAUAUGCUCCAAUCCACAAAAUACGAGAAUUAGGAUGGAAAAGAAAAUCAAAUGUCGUUCGGGCAUUCCAGUUCAAUGGCCAGUAUUGAAAGGAUUUGUGACUAAUUACAAAUUCUAUUUAUUUGGUCGCUCAUACAUCUACAUUUUCGAUGAAGCCGUUUACAAUAACCAAGGAGAAAAAUAUCCAGUGAAAAAAAUAAGUUACGAUACUUAUUUUUUAUGCCAAGAUGAAAAAAUUCAAACUGAAAAAAAUCGACAGCAAAGAAAACAAAUGGACA
Messenger RNA from Dermatophagoides pteronyssinus (European house dust mite), 905 nucleotides. RefSeq lists its product as uncharacterized. Lineage: Eukaryota; Metazoa; Arthropoda; Arachnida; Sarcoptiformes; Pyroglyphidae. The record is from RefSeq and is a predicted model, not a curated record.